This is a messenger RNA of Cynara cardunculus var. scolymus (artichoke), 954 nucleotides long. RefSeq names its product cucumber peeling cupredoxin-like. Gene Ontology annotation, cellular component: plasma membrane. Bases 110 to 721 code for a protein of 203 amino acids. The transcript has 2 exons. Gene Ontology annotation, molecular function: electron transfer activity. Lineage: Eukaryota; Viridiplantae; Streptophyta; Magnoliopsida; Asterales; Asteraceae. The record is from RefSeq and is a predicted model, not a curated record.
CUUCUUACAAAUCCCUAAUUUAACAUAUUGAAAAAAGUGAACAAAUUGAAGAUCGGAUCUUUAGUUUCGUUUCCAAUCACCGACCACCGCUAGUUUUCAGCUCCAUCCAAUGGCUCCGGCGGUGCAUUUAACAUUAAUUGCACUGUUCAUCACAGGCGCCGCAGCAUACACCAAUCACACUGUUGGCGGCAACGCCGGUUGGCUUUUCGAUCCGAAUACCAACACCUCCUCCGCAAAUUACGCCUCUUGGGCAGCUAAUCAAACCUUCGAUCUCGGCGACUACUUAAUAUUCAGGACGAACACGAAUCAGACGGUGGUUUUGACUUACAACGAGACGACGUUCCGAAGCUGUAGCAUUGACAACUCCUCAGAUAGUGAUACGUUAAUUUACGACAAAGGAAACGUUGAGUUCGGCCAGCCGUUGACCGUCGAGGUUCCGUUGACGUUAGAGGGAGCCAACUACUUUUUCUCCAGUGCCAGUGACGGCAUUCAGUGUGAGAACGGGCUGGCCUUUGGGAUCAACGUGAGUCACGGCGUCGGACUUCCUCCGAGCCUCAACCAGCCUCCGCCGCCUGCCUAUGUUGAGCCUCCGUCUAACGCUGAUGGAAGCCUUACGCCGCCGAUGACCAUACAGCCAAGUGGCGCUGGAUUACGCGUUGAUGAUAACGUGCGCAGGGCGGUAUAUUAUGCACUCACGUUCUUUGCCUUUUUUCAAGUGUGAAACAGAAGAGGGGUAGGUAGAUGUCGUGGUUUUUGUAAUUUUCGGGGGCAAAUUCGGAAUCCCAAAUGUUUUGUUUUGAUGUGAUACAAUUGGAAAGUAAGUGGUGGGGUUAAAUUACAAUUCUUUAAACUUAUGGGUUCAAAAUGUAAUUUGAACUGAAAACUUUUGAUUUUUACUGGAUUAAUCCUGGAUGAUGUCAUUUUUAUUUGUAAUAUUUCGGAUUACUCUUUCUU